Molecule: messenger RNA, 1659 nt
Organism: Fonsecaea multimorphosa CBS 102226
Lineage: Eukaryota; Fungi; Ascomycota; Eurotiomycetes; Chaetothyriales; Herpotrichiellaceae
Exons: 1
Coding region: 1-1659 (552 amino acids)
Source: RefSeq, a predicted model, not a curated record
AUGUCGACGCGAAGAGGAAGAGGACGCCCUGGAAGCUCGAACCCAGACUUCCUUUGGGUCAACCGGACCCCAGACUCGGAGAGACUCUCUGCGACCCGACAAGAACGGGAUGAACUUCGAACUAUUACUAGCCAUGCCCGUCAAUGGCGCGCUGCACUGCGUCGCCAGCAGAGGCUCUACAGCGCCCAGACUGAGGCUACUCACGCACAAAGCAUUGUGGGCUGGGGAAGGCAAGGCACGCUCUCGGAGACGAGCUCAGCCGAGACCUCAGCGGCGCCCUCACCUGCUGCAAUGACACACAUCACGGGGAACUCUACUGAUCCGUUCACCUACCUGGAGUCGCCAGACGAUGCGUGGUGGUCGCACAAUGCAUUUCGAUACGCGGUUGAGUCGUGGCUGCCGUCGGUAUUUCAAGGCUUGGGCGUGUUGGACGAGGAAUUACCUACCUCCGAGUCCUGUCUUGCCACCAUCGAUCGACUCGUGCAGGGCUGCCUUGCCAGCAGGAUGCACAUGUUCUCGUUGCUCGCCGCGAGCACGGGGUUUCUGAAGUACGUCUUGAGACUCCAGCUGGACCGAUACGACUCCCCGGAAUACUGCAUGGGCAAGGCUCUUCAGUAUCUGCGGCACCAUUUAGCCAGCGCUCCACAGGCCAACGAGAGUCUGAUAUUCGACCUCAAAGCGCUCUCGACAUUCGAACGCUACGUGAACAACUUUGAGGGAGCUAGAACGCAUCUACGAAUGUGUCAACACCUGGUUCAGUCACUCGGAGGCCCCGAGAUUCUGGAACCGCCCUUACGGCUUGUAUGCUGGCUUUGGGAUCUGCUGGUUGCCGGCGGCACUGGCGAGACUCCUUUGAUGCCUCUUACUUGGGAUCCCGGUCUGCUUCCACGCCAGCAAAUGCGGGACGAAAUCCUUCCUAUUCUAGCCCAGAGUGGCGUCAUCCCCAGUGGUUCUGGUCUUAUUCAGUAUGGGUCGCUGGUGCAGCCUGACUUGUCACCUAUCCUCUCCGACAUCAUACAGUGGUUUCAGGUGCAGCAGUACAAUCGUAUUCACAAUUUCAGCCGAUCGCCCAUCGAGCAAUGGGCCACGAAGCGAGCACACGCCAUUGUCCACCGUCUACUUUCCAUGGGUCCUGCUUCGCCGAGUGACAGGUUGCAGGGUUUGCUGUCGGAGUGUAUCAAGCAGAGCUUCCUGAUCAUUCUAGCGGACGCAGAAGAAGCGAGGCAAUCCCGAGCUCAGACCGACUCCUACAGAGACCCGACCAAUUACUCCUGGUCUGACGUUGGUCGCCUUCGGCAGGCGCUCAGCGCGCUCGUGCAGUCGGACGAAAACUGGCAGGAAAGACACGAGGAAAUCGUCCUUUGGAUGGCGUGUUUAGGUGUCCAGACAGCAUCGACCACCGCAUCCGGGCCAAACGUGCCCGCAACGCAGUCAGCAGCAGCAGCGUCAUCACCCAGCGAAGAGGCCAGCCCUCGGGAGUGGUUCCUCGGGGUAGCAAGGCAGCUGUUCUUCGAGUGGCGGAGCCGGACUGUAACAUUGUCUUCGCCUGCUCCUGCAGGAAGUGACGACCUGGUGCAACUCAUGAGCCGCUACCUCCAUCGCUGCGAACCGUCUGGGCAGCCAGAUAUCGUGGGGCUCGAAGAAGUGCUUUCUCCGUGA